GCGGCGGCGGCGGCUCGCGGGGCGGCCCGGGUCACCGCGUAUUGGCUCCUUCCCGCCCUGCCCUUAGUUCCAGAAGUCACCACGCAGCUGCCUCAGAUCUGCUGGCCUCAUCCCUGCAGCCAUUGCAUGAGGGAGUGAUUCAUUAUCCAUUUUCCUCCCAGCACCAAGGAGGAGAUUCAAGCUACCUACCCAGCCAAGUCCAGUAAUGCAGGUACAGGAAGAUGGAGAUAACCUCAUCCCCUUUGCCAAGUCUUCCAGGGUGGUCAGCCGAUAUCCACUGUGCAGCCUGCCUUCCCAGAGCCACAGUCCAGUCCCUCAAUAUUAUGGAGACAACUUCUGGGAGAAUCUUAGCCAAAGGCCUAGCCCCAAAUGGAUGGAGGAACAGUACAUUCCACCAAUACUGAAGGGUACUGGUUGCUCCAAGCCUGGCCUGUACCCUGUUGAGGGGCUCCCACCCCCUGAGAGGCUUUGGAGAAGAAAGAGAAGGAAGUUGGAAAGAAUGCAGCAGGGUCCUGGGAAUGUCCCAGCCCGAGUAAGAGCUGUCACUUAUCACCUGGAGGACCUGAGGAGGCGCCAGAGAAACAUGGAUGAACUGAAGAAGGCCCAGUGGGGUAGCUCUGGGGCUGCAUCUGAGCCCCCAGUGCUUGAGGAAGAGGGCUGUGGAUUCCCCAGCACUACUGAAUAUGCUGACCUGGAAAAGGAAAGAACAACUUGUCCACAGGAAGAGAACCAUUUUGUCACUCCUGCCAGAGCCCAGCUGCUUUGGUCUCCCUGGAGUCCCCUGGGAACUUGUACCUAUGGGCGGCUGAGCUCCCGGGCCUACAGCACCGUUACAGCUAGGAGGAACCCCACCUACAAUCCCUGGAGGAUGGAACUGGAGUCCGAGGAGUAGUAGGAAACCAUCUGUGCCCAGGAUGCUGGCGCUGCCUCAGGGCCCAAGAACAGUUUGUCUCGCCGCGAAAAUCGCCCCAGUGCAGGCUGGCAUGGAGGCAUGUACCUCCCUUUCCAUCCUCUCGUGUUCCCAUCCCACAGCCUGAGCAUUCGCAGUCCUCUUGGGUUCCAAUCCAACUGUAAAACUCCCCAAGCCAGGGUUGUCCCUAGAUGGUGUUCUGACCUUGUGUUCUCUCUGUUCUAUUAUUAAAGAGCAAGCGAAUGAGGA
Jaculus jaculus (lesser Egyptian jerboa) is the source of this 1159-nucleotide messenger RNA. It is a transcript of the gene Inca1, whose product is annotated as inhibitor of CDK, cyclin A1 interacting protein 1. Gene Ontology annotation, molecular function: cyclin binding; cyclin-dependent protein serine/threonine kinase inhibitor activity. Gene Ontology annotation, biological process: negative regulation of cell population proliferation; negative regulation of cyclin-dependent protein serine/threonine kinase activity. Bases 206 to 892 code for a protein of 228 amino acids. The transcript has 7 exons. The record is from RefSeq and is a predicted model, not a curated record. Gene Ontology annotation, cellular component: cytoplasm. Lineage: Eukaryota; Metazoa; Chordata; Mammalia; Rodentia; Dipodidae.